CGCGAAUUAGUGCAUUGUGUUGUGUUACGGUUUGAGUUUUAUCGCUUUUGUGUCACGUAACAGGACUUGGGACUUGGGAGGGGGUUAUUGAUUUUUCGUCCACUUGUUGAAUGAGUUCGGAACAAUCUGUCGGUCUUCUCAGUGGAAUGGAGGCCCGCAACGAGCACCUCAAAGUGCGCAAUUACCGCUCGUUGUACAGUUUUGCGACAGCCCUGGGGGUGGGCAUGCUCGUGAUGGUACUGUCAUGGUUGGUCAAGUACCGCGACGGGUUCUCGUGGUCCGACCCCCAGCUGCAGUUCAACUGGCACCCCCUUUUGAUGGUCACAGGCCUAGUUUUUCUCUACGGUCAAUCGAUUUUAAUCUACCGGACGGGACGUAAUGCCACGAAAAAACGCCUGAAAGUCACGCACGCUUUGCUGCAUUUGUCGGCGUUUAUUUUGGCGGUGAUUGGACUUAAGGCAGCUUUUGACUCGCAUAAUUAUGCUAAGCCCCCGAAACCGAACCUGUACACGUUGCAUUCGUGGUUUGGACUCGUUGCUGUUAUUAUUUUCACCGGACAGUUUGUUUUCGGCUUUGUUAGUUUCCUAUUUCCGGGACUGUCCCGCACUUUACGUGCGGCCUUUCUACCGGUUCAUGUGGCCACAGGGAUUGCGACUUUCACGCUUUGCGUGGUUACCGCAUUGGUGGGAAUCACCGAAAAAACAAUUUGGACACUGGGUAGUAAAUACCAAGAUUUGCCGUCAGAGGGAGUUAUGGUGAAUUUCAUCGGCCUUUUUAUCGCAUUUUGGGGGAUUUUGGUGCUUUAUUUGGUCAACGAUGUUGACUUUAAGAGGGCUAAUCUACCGGAAGACGAGGUCGCAUUGUCAAACUCUAACACGGAUUAAGCAGUGGUGCCAAUACAGUUGGCACGACUGCGUCCUAUUGAUUUAAUUAUUAUGGCGGAAAAAAGCCAUGCAUUUUCAUUUGGUGCUAAAAUUUGGUCUCAAUAUUCGAAUUAUGUUGACUUGAAUGUGUUAUCGCGUUGAUUAAACUUAGUAAGUAAUUAGCAACGUCACUUAUACCAAUAUAUACUAUACAUAAUUACGAUAUACUUAAUAUAUAAAUGUAUGUUUAUGUGGAAGCAAAAA
Tribolium castaneum (red flour beetle) is the source of this 1127-nucleotide messenger RNA. RefSeq lists its product as uncharacterized. NCBI's taxonomy places the organism in Eukaryota, Metazoa, Arthropoda, Insecta, Coleoptera, Tenebrionidae. The transcript has 5 exons. Bases 111 to 884 code for a protein of 257 amino acids. The record is from RefSeq and is a predicted model, not a curated record. Gene Ontology annotation, molecular function: oxidoreductase activity.